AUGUUGGGUGUACCUUUCAUUGAUCGGUGGCUCUCCAAUACAUUUAAACCCAAAACCUUCGACGAUGCUGUGGACCGUCUCAGUUAUGUCACCACCGCUACUCUCCUCACCUUCUUUUCCAUCAUGGUCUCCUGCAAGCAAUACGUAGGAUCAGCAAUCCAAUGUUGGAUGCCAAUGGAGUUCAAAGGUGGCUGGGAACAAUAUGCUGAAGACUACUGCUUCAUCCAGAACACAUUCUUCAUCCCGGAACGAUCUGAGAUCCCAGGCGACGUUGAGGACCGACAGAAAGCGGAAAUCGGCUACUACCAGUGGGUGCCAAUUGUCCUUGCCAUCCAAGCUUUCAUGUUCUACUUGCCAUCAUGGAUCUGGUCUUCACUCUACAAGCAAUGCGGACUUGACUUCCCAUCGGUAAUCAGUGAAGCCGAAGCUCUCCGUUCAAGUGACUCGGAUACACGCAAGAAGGGGAUCAGCAAACUCGUUGCAUUCAUUGAAGACAUUCUGGAGACACGCUCAAAGAACGAAUACGGUCGCUUCUACUGCUACAGAUUCGGAAAGGGACUUGGAUCAAUGACCUCAGUGCUCUACAUCUGCAUCAAGCUUAUGUACCUUGCCAAUGUGUUCAUCCAGUUCAUCAUCCUCAACAAAUUCCUUGGAAACGAGACAUUCCUCUGGGGAUUCCACACCUUUGCUGAUCUGUAUGCUGGACGUGAAUGGCAAGAUUCUGGAGUGUUUCCACGUGUUACCCUCUGUGACUUCUCGGUACGAAAGCUGGCCAACGUGCACCGCUACACAGUCCAAUGCGUACUCAUGAUCAACAUGUUUAACGAGAAGAUCUACUUGUUCAUCUGGUUCUGGUUUGUCUUCGUGCUCAUCACCACACUGGUCAACACCAUCUGUACUAUCUGGAGAUUGAGCAUCGACAGCUCCCGUCACAACUACAUCAGAUCUCUUCUCAGCGGAGGACAACACAACAUGAAAGACGAACGCUUCCCAAUUGGAAAGUUCACCAACCACGGACUCAAGCAAGACGGUGUCCUCUUGAUGCGUUUCAUCGACGAUCAUGCCGGAGCAAUGGUUACCAAGGAAAUCUGCUCGAGCUUGUUCCAAAACUACCUCCAAAACGAUCCGUACGCCCGUCCUGUCCACCAUGGCCAUUCCACCAAGUCGACAUCCCCAGGGAUUGAGGAGGGACCCCAUGAGCAUCUCUACACUCCAGAGAAGAUGGGACUGAUGGUUCCAGAUUAUCCAAUCAAACAAGCUUAA
This is a messenger RNA of Caenorhabditis remanei, 1263 nucleotides long. RefSeq lists its product as uncharacterized. Gene Ontology annotation, cellular component: gap junction; plasma membrane. Gene Ontology annotation, molecular function: gap junction channel activity. The transcript has 3 exons. Lineage: Eukaryota; Metazoa; Nematoda; Chromadorea; Rhabditida; Rhabditidae. The record is from RefSeq and is a predicted model, not a curated record. Bases 1 to 1263 code for a protein of 420 amino acids.